CGGGCAACAACAACAACAACAACAACAAUAAUAACAAUUACAAGCAACAAAACUCGAGCCAGCGCAUCGGUUUGAGGAAACUGAAUUCCAACUCCCGCGACAUCCAAUUCGGAAGUUCCGCUGCGCAUAACCAAGUGAAUCGCCCAUUAAUUAAACAUUCUAUACAGAACAACCGCACUAUAUUCAUUAUUAUCGGAGAAACUGUGCCAAUCCUUAAACCAAGACGCGUUUAAUUAUUUAGCUUACAAAAUGACAAAUGAACGCAUAAUUUGCACAAUUUUGCGAUUUUCGCUAUUGUCGUCAGUUUUAUUGUUGACACUCGUGGAGCAGGCGAAUGCCUAUGGAUUUGGACGUUGCCCGAAGUAUCCAUCGAUGCCAAAGUUCAAUAUGAGUCGAGUGCUGGGCCACUGGUUCGAGGUGGAGCGCUCAUUUUAUUUGCCCGAAAUUGCCUCGGGCUGCACCACCUUUGAGUUCCAGCCCUACAGCAAGGCGGAGCUCUCGAAGUUCAACAAUUUUAAGCUCGAGGUGGCCAUUAAAACGGUCAAUCGCAUCACUGGUAAUCCGAAUGUUAAUCUGGGCUAUGCCACGCCGGAGAACAGCAAAUCCUCCAUCAUGGACUUUAAGUUCAACACGCGCUUUCCGGAGGUGAUUGCCCGUCUAUUGCCCGGCUCGGGCAAAUACCAGGUGCUCUAUACGGACUACGAUAACUAUGCCAUAUUGUGGUCUUGCGGCAGCAUCGGCUCCCUCGGCUAUGCCGAUCAAAUCUGGAUACUGGGACGCGACACGGACUUUGUUGUGGAGAUUCGCGAGAAAAUCUACGAUGUGCUCAAGCGACUGUCCCUCGAUCCGGAGCGACUGGUGAUCAGCAAAAACACCAACUGCCCCAAACUGCACUGAUUCAACGCCUUUCUAUAUAUAUUUAUAUAUAUAUAUAACUGAUUGUUUAAGUAUCAUAUAUUGAAUCUAUUGUAUAGAUUUUAGGCCUUAGGUUGCUGUGAUAUCGCAAAGUAGAGCUCUGUUUUGCUUUGCGAAACAAAUAUAAAUAUGCGAAAUUUAA
This is a messenger RNA of Drosophila montana, 1057 nucleotides long. RefSeq names its product Glial Lazarillo (gene GLaz). Gene Ontology annotation, biological process: lipid metabolic process; response to reactive oxygen species. The record is from RefSeq and is a predicted model, not a curated record. Gene Ontology annotation, cellular component: cytoplasm. Bases 250 to 897 code for a protein of 215 amino acids. The transcript has 4 exons. NCBI's taxonomy places the organism in Eukaryota, Metazoa, Arthropoda, Insecta, Diptera, Drosophilidae.